This is a messenger RNA of Rhipicephalus sanguineus (brown dog tick), 1361 nucleotides long. RefSeq names its product putative zinc finger protein 702. The record is from RefSeq and is a predicted model, not a curated record. The coding region runs from base 1 to 525 and encodes 174 amino acids. The transcript is spliced from 3 exons. NCBI's taxonomy places the organism in Eukaryota, Metazoa, Arthropoda, Arachnida, Ixodida, Ixodidae.
AUGGUCUGUGAUUCUGUAACUGGUCUUGUAACCUUUCUGUGUGCAGCUUCAGGGUCAAUCACCCAGCCAGAGAGCGGGUAUACUGAGAAGCCGCAUCAUGGUCGCCAUCACCGUUGCCCCUUCUGCAGCUACGAGACUGAUAUUGCGACCAGUAUUAAGCGACACGUGAGGAUUCAUACGGGCGAGCGGCCAUUUAAAUGCCACCUGUGUCUCCAAGCCUUCAGACAAAAGACUGCAUUGAAGGAUCACCUGCGCACCCACACAGGAGAGCGACCGUAUACGUGUCACCUGUGCCCCUCAAGCUUCUCACAUAAGUCUUCGUUGAACGGUCACCUGCUUACUCACACAGGCAAGCGACCACACAAGUGCCACCUGUGUCCCCAGAGCUUCUCACUGAAGUGCUCACUGAUCACGCAUGCGCGCAUUCACACUGGUGAACGGCCAUAUCAAUGCCCUUCGUGCACCCAGACGUUUAGGCAGAGGUCAACCUUCAAAAGGCACCUUCGUGUGCAUGUGCAACAGUGAUAAUAGCAACGCAAUUUCUACUGUAUGUGCUUUUUUUUUUUUUUGGUGGAGGUUACUUCAGAGCACUGUGGCAUUGCUGUGUUAUGUUCGACAGCAUUAAAGUUUAGGGUCUAGUAGGGAUAGCACAGCUUCGUUAUUAAAGGAAAAGCCGUGGAUUAAGUGAGUGAUGCAAAAAUUCAUCAUAUCGUGACAGCAUAUGACGUCUUUGUGACAUCACAUGAUGCCAAAAUUUGUGACGCCGUCAUCAAGUCACUAUGGCGUCACAUGAUGACGUCAUCACAUGACAUCAUCGCUAGGUCAGAGGUGGGCCGAUCUCAGAGGCACUGCAAAACCACGUAAGGUGCAGAGAGCAUCCAGUGCCUCCAAUCUCAGAGUCAGUGCAAAACCACAUAGGGUGGAGAAAGCCUUUGAGGGGUGGACAAAUACAAACGACUGUGUAGAAAGAUGACUUUCGUGCCUUCGAGUCGUCUUAGGCAAAUGCAUACAGAGCUGUGUAAAUUUUUGUCAAUAUAGCAUCUGUAUACAUGUAGUACAAACAUUCUCACUACAUUCUAUGACAUCCUACUUAGAAUGUAAUAGAAUGCAGUUAGAAUUUUUCGUUAUUUCUUAGUGCUUUGUUACUGUGUUCUUUACUAAUCAUUUGAAUAUUUUCUAUUCUAUAAGACCAGUGAAAACGCAUGUGUUUGUACUGAUGAGUGACCAUGAAGACAUAACACCAUUAUAUACCUCCAAACUGUGUAUGUGUACAUUUUGUAAUAAUUUUGGGAGUCUGAAUUGGAAAUCUACAUGCACAUUCUUCAUGCUUUGUGGCAUUUCGUAAGACUGGGACGAAAGUU